Molecule: messenger RNA, 2158 nt
Organism: Cuscuta campestris
Lineage: Eukaryota; Viridiplantae; Streptophyta; Magnoliopsida; Solanales; Convolvulaceae
Source: the annotation of a GenBank genome assembly
CGUCAUCUUGCUAGCAGAUUUAGGGAUGUCACAAAGUGUCCAAAUACAACAGAGAUAUCCAGAGAAAUGCAUCAGUAUUUGUACAAGAACAAGAGGAAAAAAUUCAUGUCGUUGGAGGUUGAAGAUGAUCAUGAAGUUGGUGAUGAUGAUAUGAAUGUGGAUGGUAGGCCUAUGGGUUCGUCUGGAACUUCAAAUCCUUCUAUUACUCAACCAAGUUCAGGUACAAAUGCCAAAUGGAAGCAAGCUGUCCUCAAGUUAACUCAACCACAAUUACAAUCAGUUCCUUACAUGGUGAUCUUCUUCCUCAACCUGAUUGGACAGCUUGGAACCAAACAGAAAGAAGAGAUAAGACUGAAAGAAGCACAAGCACGAGCUGUUAUCGAGCAUGGGGAGUUAGCGUUUAUAACAGUUGACAGCAGGCAAACGGCUGCUAAUGAGAGGAUUGCAUUAAGAUCCCCUAUGCUACAGGUUGUCCGAUUAGCAUCUUUUCAGAAUUCACUCUCUGUACCCCCAUUUUUGAGUUUGCCUAAGCAACCCAAGGCUGAAAGUGAUGACUCAGGGAUGCUUAAAGUUACGGAAGAGAGGAGAGUUAGUGAGGUUGCUGUUGGUGGGGGCGGGGUUGUGGUUGCUGUCACUCGUUUUCCAGCAGAGCAGAAAAGACUAGUUGGACCUCUUGUUAUCGUUGGUGUUAGGGAUGGUGUUUUGUGGCUAGUCGACAGAUAUAUGUGUGCACACGCAAUAUUCCUCAACCAUCCCGGCAUUCGUUGUCGCUGUCUUGCAGCUUACAGGGACGCUGUCAGUGCUGUGAAAUGGGCAAUUCGACUUGGUAGGAAGCAUCAUGAUGACCUAGCACAAUUUAUGAUUGGGAUGGGUUAUGCUACUGAAGCACUUCACUUGCCUGGAAUAUCUAAAAAAUUGCAGCUUCAUUUGGCCAUGCAGAGCAACUAUUUAAGAAGAGCACUUCAGUGUCAUCUAACAAUGAGCAACAGCAGGGAUAUCAGUCAAGAAGCUCUUUGUUUGGAUCUGAGAGAUAUAAAGAGCUUGACUGAAAAGAAGGAAAAUAUUGUGGAAGCUGUUCAAGGAAUUGUAAAGGAGUUCAUGGACCUUAUCGAUGCUGCAGAUGCCACUGGGCAGUCCGACAUUACUCGUGAAGCUCUUAAAAGAUUAGCAGCUGCAGGUGCAGUGGAGGGAGCUUUACAAGGUCAGGAGUUACGAGGGGUCGCUUUGAGGCUAGCUAAUCAUGGGGAGUUGACACGACUCGCUAAUUUGGUUAACAACCUGAUAUCAGUUGGUUCUGGACGAGAAGCAGCAUUUGCGGCUUCACUUUUGGGUGAAAAUGGACUUAUGGAGAAAGCAUAGCAGGAAAUAGGGAUGCUUGCGGAGGCUGUUCUUCAUGCUCAUUAGUUAAUCAAUGCAACUUUCGAAGCUGAGCUGGGGUCUCUUUGGAAACAGCUUCUCUACUUUCGUGUAGAGGCUGACGGGCGACCUUCGUUGAGAUCCUUGGUACAAUCUUGGAACAAAAUGUUGCAAAAAGAACUGGAGUGUAUCUCUUCAACAAAAACUGACGCUGCUGCUGCUUUCUUGGCCUCCCUUGAGGAACCCAAGUUGACAAGUUUGGGAGAUGCGGCCAAAAAGCCCUCCAUUGGAACUCUACCUCCUGGGAUGGCAUCACUCUAUGGUCCAAAUCUUUGUCAAACAAAUUGACCCGGCAAGCAGCAGCAAGGCUUACUUCAGAAAUCAGAUACACCAAUGUCAUUAGAAGGUUCGGAAACCCCACCACCGAACCCAACAGAUCUUCUGGCUCCGGACGCCCACAAGAAUCUGCACCACAACCACCACCGCCGCCGCAGCAAGGCUCUUCUGGCCCACAACGGUCAGAAGAAUCAGUUGGUGUUGCCCCACAAUCAGUUUCACUUGCAACCACAGAAAUGAACCAAAAAAAGAUUGUGAUAAUCAUCAGGAUAUCGCCACAUCGCCAUUGGAUACUUCUGCUCCCGCGACUGCAACCGGACAGAAUGUCCCAUCAACAUCUACUGGUAGUGUUUCACCCUCAAUUGAGGUUGUGGCCACCCAGCAGACUGGUGAUGACUACAAGAUUAUGGCCAUUCUAAAUGACUUUCAAAUGAUUGACUUUUCUUGACAUGCCACUCUGAACUUU